Molecule: messenger RNA, 1077 nt
Organism: Merops nubicus (carmine bee-eater)
Lineage: Eukaryota; Metazoa; Chordata; Aves; Coraciiformes; Meropidae
Product: embryonic polyadenylate-binding protein-like
Cellular component (GO): cytosol; ribonucleoprotein complex; cytoplasmic stress granule
Molecular function (GO): poly(U) RNA binding; poly(A) binding; mRNA 3'-UTR binding
Source: RefSeq, a predicted model, not a curated record
GAGCGCCAGAGUGAGCUGAAGAGGAAAUUCGAGCAGAUGAAGCAGGAGCGAGUGAGCAGGUACCAGGGGGUCAACCUGUAUGUGAAGAACCUGGAUGAUGGGAUAGAUGAUGAGAGGCUGAGGAGGGAGUUCUCUCCCUAUGGCACCAUCACCAGUGCCAAGGUGAUGACAGAGGGUGGCCACAGCAAAGGGUUUGGGUUUGUAUGUUUUUCCUCCCCAGAAGAGGCUACCAAGGCCGUGACAGAAAUGAACGGGCGGAUCGUCAGCACCAAGCCUCUCUACGUCGCGCUCGCGCAGAGGAAGGAGGAGCGGAAAGCAAUCCUCACCAACCAGUACAUGCAGAGACUGGCCACCAUGAGGGUCCUGCACGGCCCUCUCCUGGGCUCCUUCCAGCCCCCCCCGGGGUAUUUCCUACCCCCCAUCCCCCAGCCCCAAACCAGAACUACCUUCUACAGCCCCAGCCCGGUCGUCUCGGUCCGUCCUGCCGCUCGCUGGAGUGCGCAGCCCAGCCGGGCUCCCCCGUAUCCUGCAGCUACCCCCAUCCUGCGGGCCGCCGCGCCGCCCCGCCGCCUGCUCUCCAACAUCAGCACCAUGAGGCAGGCCUCCACCCAGGUGCCCCAGGUGCCUGCCCAGGCCCAGAGAGUGGCCAACAUCGGGACACAGACGGUCAGCACCCGGGUGCCCUCCUCACCCACUCUGCCACGGGGUGCCCCGCAGUACAAGUACUCCUCGACCGUCAGGAACGCCCAGCCCAUGGGACACGGGCUGCCCGUGGUGGCCCCACAGGUGGGGGAACCUGCUGUACACGUCCAGGGGCAGGAGCCUCUGACAGCCCCUCCUCAGGAGCAGAAGCAAAUGAUAGGUGAGCGCCUCUACCCUCUGAUCCACGCCCUGCAUCCCUCCCUGGCCGGCAAGAUCACGGGGAUGCUGCUGGAGAUCGACAACUCCGAGCUGCUGCUGCUCCUGGAGUCCCCCGACUCCCUGCACGCCAAGAUCAAGGAAGCGGUUGCUGUUCUCCAAGCCCACCAGGCCACCGAGAUGUCACACAAGAGCAGCACCGUGGUGUUCCUGCAGUGA